UCCAUGCCGAGCUGUCGCAUGGAGUUUUACAAUCUAACGUGUGAAGAAAUAAUCACUUCAUUCGCCUUAUGGAUUCAUAACCGUCCACAAGGAAAUCGACAUCGCCCGUCCUCGCCUUUGGUCCGAAAAGGAUAUUUUCAUUGUCCAUACUCGCCUUGGUCUGAAGAGGCUUUCUUCGUCGUCCUAUUUUGCCUUGUUCACAGUUCGUCUAGGUAGUCUUCGUUAUCAACGAAGAGAUAGACAUCUUCGUCGCUUGAGGUUAAAAGAAACUUUACGUCAUCGUUUUCAACAAAAGAUGCGGGAAUGUAUAAGUGUCCAUGUUGGUCAAGCCGGUGUUCAGAUGGGCAAUGCCUGUUGGGAAUUGUACUGCCUGGAGCAUGGUAUCCAGCCUGAUGGUCAGAUGCCCUCAGAUAAAACCAUUGGCGGGGGAGACGACUCCUUCAACACAUUCUUUGCUGAAACCGGUGCCGGAAAACACGUCCCCCGGGCUCUCUUUGCUGAUCUCGAGCCAAACGUAGUCGAUGAAGUUCGUACCGGAACGUUCCGUCAACUGUUCCAUCCCCAACAGCUGAUCACGGGUAAAGAGGACGCUGCGAACAACUACGCCCGGGGCCACUACACGGUCGGCAAGGAAUACAUUGACCAGGUUCUAGACCGGAUCCGGAAACUCACAGAUCAGUGUGAAGGUCUGCAAGGAUUUCUACUGUUUCACAGCUUUGGUGGAGGAACAGGGUCGGGAUUUGGUUCGCUUUUGAUGGAACGCCUUAGUGUGGACUACGGAAAGAAAUCCAAACUUGAGUUUGCCGUUUACCCUGCCCCCCGUAUAUCGACCGCGGUGGUGGAGCCCUACAACUCCAUCCUUACGACACACACAACGCUAGAACAUACCGACUGUGCCUUUAUGGUCGAUAACGAGGCUAUCUACGACAUAUGUAAACGUAACCUAGACAUCGAACGUCCAACUUAUACAAAUCUUAACCGUCUGAUAGGGCAGAUCGUCAGCUCAAUCACCGCCUCUCUUCGAUUUGAUGGUGCUUUGAACGUUGACCUGACAGAGUUCCAGACCAACCUGGUGCCUUAUCCACGUAUCCACUUCCCUCUGGCAACCUACGCUCCUGUCAUAUCCGCCGAGAAAGCCUACCACGAGCAACUCACAGUCGCGGAAAUCACCAAUGCGUGCUUUGAACCGGCUAACCAGCUGGUGAAGUGUGACCCCCGUCAGGGUCGCUACAUGGCCUGCUGUGUCCUCUACCGAGGGGACGUUGUACCUAAGGACGUCAACGUCGCCAUCGCUUCCAUAAAGACGAGAAGAUCAAUCCAGUUCGUCGACUGGUGUCCAACAGGCUUCAAGGUCGGCAUCAACUACCAGCCUCCAACCGUGGUUCCGGGAGGAGACUUGGCCAAGGUCGAACGUGCCGUGUGCAUGUUGAGCAACACCACCGCCAUCGCCGAUGCCUGGGCUCGCCUUGAUCACAAGUUUGAUCUGAUGUACGCCAAGCGUGCUUUUGUUCAUUGGUACGUCGGGGAGGGUAUGGAGGAGGGAGAGUUCCACGAAGCCCGAGAGGAUCUGGCCGCACUGGAAAAGGAUUACGAGGAAGUCGGGGCGGACUCCUAUGAUGAAAACACGAUUGACGAGGAAGACGAGUAUUAAUAGGGAUAUUUCUUUAAUAUGAAUGUCAUCUUUUAUUUUGUCCUCUAUUACCCAAUGAUAACGCUAUAACGUUUGCUUAUUCAAGGAAAUACUACGUAAAAUCACAAUACAAUAUCUACAUUGUGCUAGUUGCUUACUUGUGCCCUGUUGGAUAUGAAAACCGAGAUCUCUCAGAUAGCAUCACCGAUAAAUACCCCUGAAUCUGAUCAUAGCGUCUGUGCUGUCUUUAUCAAAAAUAUAUUUUGAGAAAAAAAUAAUGAUUGACUGAUAGGGUAUCUUCAGGAACAGUAUGUCGUAUACUGUGACUUCUUGUUAUGAUUUCAAACGUGUAUAAUAACUAGUAGUGUUUACAAGGUAGAAAUUAAAAUAUCAGCAAUUCUUUCAGUAAUUCAGCAAUGCAUUAUUGAUGUAUGUGUAGCAAGCAAUUCGUAUUUCUGUUGCAACCCUACCAAUGGCAGCGUUCUGGAAAGGAAAUCGCAAUGUUCAAGACUUGGCAUGUAAUAAACAUUUUUUGAUUGACAUUUUUUUGUAGAUUUUAUGAACAACUAGUUUUAUUUUAAUCUUUAAUUAAGUCUACUAAAAUUUCGAAACAGGUCAUAUUUAUGAGGGCUGUUAUGAGCCUCAUAUUGAAGGAUUUGAAUUUU
Messenger RNA from Pecten maximus, 2295 nucleotides. Its product is annotated as tubulin alpha chain-like. The record is from RefSeq and is a predicted model, not a curated record. Bases 296 to 1651 code for a protein of 451 amino acids. Gene Ontology annotation, biological process: mitotic cell cycle; microtubule cytoskeleton organization. The transcript has 3 exons. Gene Ontology annotation, cellular component: microtubule; cytoplasm. Gene Ontology annotation, molecular function: GTP binding; structural constituent of cytoskeleton. NCBI's taxonomy places the organism in Eukaryota, Metazoa, Mollusca, Bivalvia, Pectinida, Pectinidae.